UUUGUCCCGCAGUAGUGACAGAUUGUAAGCAACUAUCAGCCCACGCCGCCCAUCAUAGCACACACACACACUCUCUCUCCCCCCACGCUUUAUCUCUCUGCUCUUCGCCUCACGCACUCCCUUCGCCCAAAUCUGGAAGCCCUAAAAAGAUGAUGGAAGGAGUCCUCCCCACCUUGUUAUCCUCUUUCCAGAGCUGGUUCACCCCUACCAUCCUCUUCCUUCUCCUCAACCUCAUCAUCGGCACCAUUGCCCUCACCUCCAAGUCCUCUCGCACUGAAGAUGCCCCCCUCCACCCACCCCCACCAAACGAAACCAUCACCUCCAAGUUCUCCCGCUCCUCCUCCGCCCUCCUCCACCGCAUCCUCUCCUUCAAUCCCCACCUCCAUUCCCCUUCCCCCACCGACAUCAAACCUCUCGAUCCUCCUUCCCUCGAAACAGACUCCAUCAAACCAGAUCCAGCGCUCACCGGCGAGAUCCACCACCAUCUCAACCGGAUCCAGUCGCCCGCAGAGACCGAUUCGAAGCUCGCGGAACGGAUGAAGAAAUCCGCAACCGAAAAGCCCCCUCACGCGCAUUUUGAAGAGGGAGAGAUCCUGCAGCUUGCGGAUAGUAUCGUCGGAGAGGACGGAAGGGAAGUCGAUGCUCUCGCCGACGACUUCAUUUACCGUUUCCGGCAGCAGCUGAAGCUGCAGCGGCUUGAAUCCGUGGUGAGGUACGAGACCAUGCUCAGCCGAGGUCAGUCAAAAUAGGUUAAAAGCAGGAAGAAAUUUGAUGAUACAUCAAAAUAUAUCUUGUUUUCUGCCUCUUUAAUUCCUUUUUUUUUAGCGGUU
Messenger RNA from Phalaenopsis equestris, 830 nucleotides. RefSeq lists its product as uncharacterized. The record is from RefSeq and is a predicted model, not a curated record. The transcript has a single exon. The coding region runs from base 150 to 749 and encodes 199 amino acids. NCBI's taxonomy places the organism in Eukaryota, Viridiplantae, Streptophyta, Magnoliopsida, Asparagales, Orchidaceae.